CCAUGCCGGUACGAUAGGGAGCCCCUAUCCUUCCACCGCGCACUCCGCACUUGUCUCCCGCACUUCUCCCUUUCCCGCGCAAGCCGCCACCACAGCCCGUCCUGCGCUUCUCCCUUUCCCGCGCUCCCGCCGCAGCCGCCACCGAUGUCUCAUCUCCCGCCGACCACCGACGCCUCUGGUCGCGAUGGACUGCCACCCUUGCUCCCUGGUGGUCCUCUGCCGCAGAUGAAGGCCAAGGCGAGGCCGAGGCCGUGGGGCGGCUCUGCUGCCGGCGCCACCGCGAAGAAGGGCCGAGUCAACCCGGCUUCGGCUUUCCUCUCAGUCCCAUCUGCCGCCACCGCUGCUGAGAUGCCUCCGCCGCCGAGCCGGACGAGCCGCCCCGCUACACCACCACCGGUUGCAGCAGAGGGUACGAGUGUGGUGGUCGCUACCCCUGUUGGUGGUGUAUCAUUUGUGCAGGCGAUGGAUGAUGAGACGGAUGCAGAGAAAAUUUCAUUCUCUCUUCCUAAUGAUGAUCUUGCUAGCAAAGGAGUUGGGAAGAGGUCUUGCAAUUAUUCUAAUCAAGAGGACACUCAACUUUGCAAGUCAUGGGCGAGCAUUACCAUGGAUCCUAUUGUUGGUAAUGAGCAGCCGGAGAGGGCAUAUUGGAAGAGGAUUGCUAAGCAUUACCACAAAAACCGUGAUUUUAACUCUCACAGAAAUGCAAACUCCUUGGAGCAUCGUUGGAGCACCCUACAGAAGCACUGCAUGAAGUUUCAAGCAUGCUAUGAUCAAGUUGAGCGUAGGCAUCCAAGUGGCAUACCAUACAAGGAGCAUCUUAUUGAAAGCCAAGAGCUAUAUGCUUCCACCAACCACAACAGAGCAUUUCAGUAUGUCCAUUGUUGGCUCCAAGUUAGGAACAACCAGAAGUUUCAAGCACUUAAUUUCAAUGCCAAGAAGAGCAAGUCAUCUAGUCCAUUUGAAGGAACUGGUGAAGAGGAGGGAGAGGCCAGAAGCAAGAGUCCAAUUACUGAAUCAACACAGAAAAGACCACCAGGAAGGAAGCAAGCAAAGGACAAGGAAAAUAAUGAAGGUGAAUAUAGACCUUACGAGGAGGCACUCAAAGGUUUGCUGGAGAUCAAGGAGAUUGAAGGGAAGCUUAAGGAGGAGAGGUGGAGGCAGACCAAGAGCAUGAAAGAGCGCAAGAUCUCCAUUGAGGAGCGCAAGUUGAUGUGGGAGCAAGAAAAAAAGGUCAUGUUCUGUGAUGUCAACACAUUGGAGGGGAAUGUGAAGACGUAUGUGUUGGCAAUGAGGGCCAAGAUAGCAAAUGCAAAGGUGGCCGAGCUCAAGAGAAACUUUGGAGGUGCGAGUUCAAGCUUUGGAGGUGACUUGAGUUGUGAUGGUUUUACCUGUGGAGGUGUGUUUGGUGGUACUAGCGGCUUUGGAAGUGAAUUUGGUGGCAGUGGGAGCUACGGUGGUGGAGAUGGCAAUGGUGCCGACUUGAGCUAGAAUUAAUCCACACGGUGAUAGUUUUGUGGUGCUUCUCAUUGCACAUGUGCCAUGACAUCUUGCAUAAUAUUGCUUUGAUGCGUUGCAUGAACUAUUUUGUGAGAUGUUGCAUGACAUUCGAUACUAGUACGUGCCAAUGUUGGAAAAUUUUGAGCUUA
Molecule: messenger RNA, 1646 nt
Organism: Brachypodium distachyon (stiff brome)
Lineage: Eukaryota; Viridiplantae; Streptophyta; Magnoliopsida; Poales; Poaceae
Exons: 3
Coding region: 145-1488 (447 amino acids)
Source: RefSeq, a predicted model, not a curated record